Molecule: messenger RNA, 1842 nt
Organism: Chlamydomonas reinhardtii
Lineage: Eukaryota; Viridiplantae; Chlorophyta; Chlorophyceae; Chlamydomonadales; Chlamydomonadaceae
Exons: 10
Coding region: 208-1254 (348 amino acids)
Cellular component (GO): cytoplasm
Molecular function (GO): glutathione transferase activity
Source: RefSeq, a predicted model, not a curated record
AUUAAGUGUUGACUAGCUCUGGUUCACGAAAGUCGAAAGUCUGCAUUCACUAAUCGAUCGACCGACCCGCCCUGUAUUAUGCUGGCCGCCCGGUCCCAGCUCCCUGCUACAUUCCAUAACCAAUCCACUCGCUCCGUGCUAGGCUCUAUCCUUCGCCUUUACAACCAACCGACCCAGCGGAGCCACUUCAGCGCAUCGCAACGCACGAUGGCCGCGGCCACUGGCAAGGCUCGCACCGCGCUGGAUGAGACCUCCAAGACGGGAGAAUUCAAACGCACAGAUGCGGGGUUCCGCAACCAAAUCGCACCCGGCACACGCUUCGAGCCGGAGGCGGGUCGCUACCACCUGUACGUGUCUCUGGCCUGCCCCUGGGCCUGCCGCUGCCUGGCAGUGCUGCACAUGAAGGGCCUCACGGACGCCAUCGGCGUGUCCGUCACACACCCCACCUGGCAGCGCACCCGACCCGAGGACCCCGCCGACGAGCACACCGGCUGGGUGUUCCGGGCCCCGGGCGACGCCCCCCUGUCCAGCGCCACGGGCUUCGGCGCCUUCCCCUGCACCGGCUGUGUCCCCGACUCCAUCAACGGCGCCACCACUGUACGGCAGCUGUACGACAUGGCCAAUGACACGACUGGCAAGUACUCGGUACCGGUGCUGUGGGACAAGAAGGAGAAGACCAUCGUGAACAACGAGAGCUCUGAGAUCAUCCGCAUGUUCAACACCGCCUUCAACGACGUGGCCAAGAACCCGGGCCUGGACCUGUACCCGGAGGCUCUGCGGGCGGCCAUCGACGACCUCAACGCCUGGACCUACCCAGCCAUCAACAACGGCGUGUACCGGUGCGGAUUCGCCACCAGCCAGGCAGCGUACGAGGCAGCAUUCGAGGAGCUGUUCUCGGCCCUGGACCGCGUGGAGGGCAUCCUGUCCCGCCAGCGCUACCUGGCCGGGGAGGUGCUGACGGAGGCGGACGUGCGCCUGUUCCAGACACUCAUCCGCUUCGACGAGGUGUACGUGGUCUAUUUCAAGACCAACAAGCGCUUCCUGCGCGAGUACCCCAACAUCGCCGGCUACGUGCGGGAGCUGUACCAGGAGUCCGGCAUGAAGCCGGCAGUGGACAUGUACCACAUCAAGACGCACUACUUCACCUCCCACCCCAAGCUCAACUACUACGCCGUGGUACCGCGCGGCGGCGAAGCCUGGUGGGAGCAGCCCCACGACCGCGCCGCCAAGUUCCCGGCCGCCGGCAAGCUGUGAGGGCAGGAAAGCCGUCAGCGCAGCGGCAUGGGAGAGAAACGGCGGGACGUCAGGCCCUGGAACGCAAUGUAGUAAUCCACGCAAUGCGGCGGGGUGUUGGCUUUGUACUGUAUAGCAGGGGAGGGCAGGCGUUGGCGCUGGCAUUGGCGUUGUGUUGCCGGAUGCUGACGAUGUAGUGGAUCGGGCUUUGCGGCGCCGCUCGGGCUCUAAGCCGGUCAUAGCAUGAAGCAUGCGCACAGUGUGGGGUACGGUAAUGCCGUAUGGUGGAACAUGCCUAUUGGAACACAACGGGAUGUACAUAACAGUGCAGAGGUGCACACUGCAGUCAUGACAGGGUAUGGGUGCGCCAGGCGCCUACCUGGGUAGCUGGUUGUGUGAUGGGACAGUGGUAAGGCAAGUUGGCAAAGUCCCGUAGGGUGCAGCUGAUUCCCAGACCCAACAAAUGGCAUACAAUUGGCAGCGGCAGGGCAAGAGUGCGCGGCUGGUCGAACGCCGGCCGCCUACCUGGGUAGCUGGUUGUACGAGUCGGUGCGGAGUGAAGGCCCAAACGGCUCCGUCUUUGCGGUUGUUAUGUAACCAUAUCAAAGC